AUGACAACAAAAUCAGAACCAACAAAAUCUACACUCACAGUUAUAAUUGAUAAUUAUGAUUCAUUUACAUGGAACAUCUAUCAAUACAUUUCAGAACUUGGUGCCGAAGUUCAAGUUUUCAGAAAUGAUCAGAUUACCGUCGAACAGAUCAAAGCGCUUAAUCCAAAAAAUAUAAUAAUCUCUCCUGGUCCGGGUGCUCCGUCAUCCAAUGUAGGAAUUUCUCGGGAUGCUAUUUUAGCCUUUGCCGGAAAUAUUCCAAUAUUAGGUGUUUGUCUUGGUGAACAAUGUAUUUUUGAAGUAUUCGGUGGUAAGGUCGAUUAUGCUGGUGAAAUUGUUCAUGGGAAAACCUCAACUAUAAAGCACGAUGGUAAAGGAAUUUAUAUAGACGUACCGAAUGAAAUUGUUGUGACUC
This is a messenger RNA of Racocetra persica, 412 nucleotides long. The record is from the annotation of a GenBank genome assembly. Lineage: Eukaryota; Fungi; Glomeromycota; Glomeromycetes; Diversisporales; Gigasporaceae.